Messenger RNA from Gekko japonicus, 3517 nucleotides. RefSeq names its product metal response element binding transcription factor 2 (gene MTF2). The record is from RefSeq and is a predicted model, not a curated record. Gene Ontology annotation, molecular function: chromatin binding; DNA binding. Gene Ontology annotation, biological process: regulation of DNA-templated transcription; chromatin organization. Bases 307 to 2094 code for a protein of 595 amino acids. Gene Ontology annotation, cellular component: nucleus. NCBI's taxonomy places the organism in Eukaryota, Metazoa, Chordata, Lepidosauria, Squamata, Gekkonidae. The transcript is spliced from 16 exons.
GCUCCUUUGUGUUUCCCACAAUGCACCAGCUUCUCCUCCGCGGGAAAGAAAAAUGGCGAAGGGGUGUAGUGGAGCCGGGCAGCUUGUGAGGCUGGCGUGAGCCCCUCUCUCUGCCACGCUCGCCUCAGAGAGGCCGCGAAGAGCCCAGGCGACGACGGGCCUCUCGGGGAGGGCGCAUUGAGCGCACUGAUUUCCCUGUAUGAAGCGGUUGGCCCCAUUGGAGAGACCGAAUGAGAUAGUAAUUCCAAAGGAUACUACCAAGCAGGAAUUAUCCAUGGAUUUCUCUCUGUCACACACUCAGACACCAUGUCUCUAAGAGACUCUACGGGGGUGGGUAAUUCAGUGGUCCACAAGCGGUCUCCUUUACGGCGACACCAAAAGCCACCAGUCUCUGUGACCAAGCUGUCCUCACGGGAUGGACAGAAAGCCAAAAAGCCAGUGUGCAAAUUUGAAGAAGGUCAAGAUGUCCUAGCCAGGUGGUCAGAUGGCUUGUUUUAUCUUGGAACUAUCAAAAAGAUAAACAAACUGAAACAGAGCUGCUUCAUUAUAUUUGAAGACAGCUCAAAAUCCUGGGUUCUUUGGAAGGACAUACAAACAGGAGCGACUGAAAGUGGGGAAAUGGUCUGUACAAUAUGUCAAGAAGAAUAUUCAGAAGCACCCAAUGAAAUGGUUAUAUGUGAUAAAUGUGGUCAAGGUUAUCAUCAGCUAUGUCACACGCCAAAUAUUGAUUCUACUGUGAUAGAUUCGGAUGAUAAAUGGCUUUGCCGGCAGUGUGUCUUCGCAACAACAACAAAGAGAGGUGGCGCACUUAAGAAAGGACCAAAUGCCAAAGCCCUACAAGUCAUGAAGCAAACAUUGCCUUACAGUGUAGCAGACCUUGAAUGGGAUGCAGGCCAUAAAACGAAUGCCCAGCAGUGUUAUUGCUACUGUGGAGGUCCUGGAGACUGGUAUUUGAAGAUGCUACAGUGCUGCAAAUGUAAACAGUGGUUUCAUGAGGCUUGCGUGCAGUGCCUCCAAAAGCCAAUGCUUUUUGGUGACAGGUUUUAUACAUUCAUAUGUUCAGUUUGUAGUUCUGGACCAGAAUACCUCAAACGUUUACCCUUGCAAUGGGUGGACAUAGCACAUCUAUGCCUUUACAACCUAAGUGUUAUUCACAAAAAGAAAUAUUUUGAUUCAGAGCUUGAACUUAUGACCUACAUUAAUGAAAACUGGGAUCGACUGCACCCUGGUGAACUGGCAGACACACCAAAAUCUGAACGAUAUGAACAUGUCUUGGAGGCAUUAAAUGAUUACAAGACCAUGUUUAUGUCUGGAAAGGAGAUAAAGAAGAAAAAACAUUUGUUUGGCUUGAGAAUUCGUGUUCCUCCUUGCCCACCAAAUGCUGCUUUCAAGGCUGAGAAAGAACCUGAGGGAACUUCGCAUGAAUUCAAAAUUAAAGGCAGAAAAUCAUCUAAACCUGUGCCUGAUCAGAGGGAAGUUACUAAUGGUAUAGAAAAAAAGGGAAAGAAAAAGUCUGUUGGUCGUCCACCUGGUCCAUAUACCAGGAAAAUGAUUCAAAAAAUGUCUGAGCCAUCACUUUUGGAACCUGUCAUAGUGCAAGAAUCCCCUACUUUGGAUUUACCUAGCACUAUUGGAAGAUCUGAUGGAACAGCACAUUCUUCAAAUACCUCAGAUGUAGAAUCUACAGGUACUGUCAGUGCAAAAGAAACUACCUCAACCUGUAUUCCUAAACAUUACAGCUUAUCUGACUCCAGGAAAAGGACACGUACAGGAAGAACUUGGCCGGCUGCAAUACCACACUUAAGGAGGAGAGGUCGCCUUCCACGGAAAGCACUCCAAGCUCAGAAUUCUGAAAUUGUAAAAGACGACGAAGGCAAAGAUGAUUAUCAGUAUGACGAACUCAACACAGAGAUUCUGAAUAACUUAGCAGAUCAGGAGUUACAGCUUAACCAUCUCAAGAACUCUAUUACCAGUUACUUUGGUGCGGCAGGUAGGAUAGCUUGUGGUGAAAAAUACCGUGUUUUGGCUCGCCGGGUGACGCUUGAUGGAAAGGUGCAGUAUCUUGUGGAAUGGGAAGGAGCAACUGCCUCCUGACUGUAGGACAGAACAUUAUGUUCACUGUACUGCUGUUCACUAUUUAUAAUGCACAGUUGUAAAUCAGGCGUGCAGAAGGAAACUUUACGAUGUUUCUAAAAAUGGAAACCAAGUUAGCCUUAACUCUUGCUUAUUAACAGUACAAACAUUGUGAUAAGGAUACAUUAAAAAAAAUAAGAUUGGGUUAUUACAUUUUUAAAGUAAAGAUUUAGAUUGACUUUGGAUGGGAAUCUGGGAUUUCAGUUUGCUUUAAGAUGUGCAUGAAUACAGAGUGACUGUCUAAAGUACAGUCUAAGGAUACUCCUUUUUUGCGAUUAGGGAAUAUUUUCUAUAGCUAGGGAAACAAUUUUUAGGAUGACUCUUAAUCUUUUCUUACCCAAAUGUUUGCAAAGGUGUAUUUCUACAUUGACAACCCUAGAUUUUCAUAAGGUGCAGUGUAUAUAAUUCCUACGGAGGACUGUAAAAUAUUAAAUUCUUCUUUCAAGCAAAGUGUAAAAAAAUAUAUAUUGAGCCUGUAAAUUGCUCUGUGACUAGACUUUGUGGUCUCUUUAAUAUAUUCUUUGCAUGUGUGUAUAUGUACACCUAUGUGUGCAUGUGUAUAUAUGUGUGGUUGUGACCUAUGCAAUAUCAAUUAUGGGAUUGGGCAGCUUUUGACUAUAUAUCCCAUAAUUCUUUUAUCAGGAAUAGUUGCAGUAUUUACACAGCAGCAUUUCUUCUCAGGCGUUAUUGGGUGCUGUUGCUUGCCACAUACUACAGAAUAUGUGUCAAAUGAGUGUUGUGUGUUCUGGCAGUGAGUCAGUGAGUUCAUAUGCCUUUUUAGAAGUAAAGUCAGGGUGCAACCAUGCAUGCCAGGAUCCAGAGCAGUCAUAUUUCCUGGUCUCUUAACUGUGAUUACAGAUAGGAAAUGCCCCUUUAGGCUUGCACGUUCCUCCCCCCCCCCCCCUCCUGUGCAGAUUUACCUCUCCUUUCCCCUGUCAAUGAUAACCAUGGGAGGGAGGGGUAGCACAGCAUCUUCUUCAGUGUUUUUUGCUAACUAGAAUCUGCAAAUCCACUUCAGAUCCAGCUGCAACACCAACCUUUGAUUAACGGAGAGGAAGUGCUUGUUCCCGUUUGUAAACAUGGUUAAGAUAUCUAGUUAUUUGUCUCUGGUCUGGGCCAGGUGGCGUAAAUAGCCUUUACUUUCUCAACUUAACUGCACAGGACUGCAGCCCCAAUUAAUUUUGGAUAAAAGUCAGCCAUUUGAGAAACAAAUCGGGACAUGGAAAUUUGAACAUGCUUAAAUGAAAUUCUAAGGUUUUGUGACACACUGAUUGUAAAUUUUGUCUCCCAGUAAUUAAAGUCAGGAGUCACACAAGAUUCCUUUGUAUGUAAUGUUUUGUAUUCAUGUUUGAUAAGUGUAGUUGGAACAAAGUGUUUAAUUGCA